This is a messenger RNA of Electrophorus electricus (electric eel), 3346 nucleotides long. It is a transcript of the gene tfe3b, whose product is annotated as transcription factor binding to IGHM enhancer 3b. Gene Ontology annotation, biological process: regulation of transcription by RNA polymerase II. Gene Ontology annotation, cellular component: nucleus. Lineage: Eukaryota; Metazoa; Chordata; Actinopteri; Gymnotiformes; Gymnotidae. Gene Ontology annotation, molecular function: DNA-binding transcription factor activity, RNA polymerase II-specific; protein dimerization activity; RNA polymerase II cis-regulatory region sequence-specific DNA binding. The record is from RefSeq and is a predicted model, not a curated record.
UGUGCGCGCGGGCGCGCGAUGAUUAAAAAUAACUAGUGGUUCCUAGUUGGGGUUUUCCCAACUGCGCACCUUGCGUUGUGUUUCUGUCAGGUGCGUGUUUCUUUUUAUAGACGUUUCUAGGUCGCGUAACUCACGCUGGCGCAAUAAUUGAAACCACAGUGCCACACGAGUGUGAAAUCCUACUAACUAGCUAGGGUAUAACCGGCGUGAGCCCAGGGCCGACAACCUUAGUCAACUCGGUCAACACUAGGAAACCGAUGGUUAGGCGGCUCGGCUAACGUCCCCUCUUACCUUUCCAAAGAAGCUGGAUAACACGGCAUCGACGAGAAAGGUCAAGCAGGUCCUCACCUAUUUGUUUAACGUGUCAUCGUGGUGGGCGGAGAGAUGACAUCACGUGUGUUGCUGCGGCAACAGCUGAUGCGGGAGCAGGCCCAGGAGCAGGAGCGGCGGGAGGCCCAGCAGCAGGCAUCUGCUGCUCACCUCCGCCCCCCAGACACCACGCCUGCCAUCUCGGUCACCGUCCCUGCCACCGGUACUCGCCCUCCCCCAGCACAGGUUCCUGUGGAGGUGCUGAAGGUGCAGACUACCCUGGAAAACCCAACCAAGUACCAUAUUCAGCAGGCUCAGCGCCAGCAAGUGAAGCAGUACCUCUCCACCACCCUGGGCACCAAAGCCGCCACUCAGACCCUUAACGUCUCACCGUUGCCACAGUCCAGUUCUGCCCCAGAAGUGGCACCCUCUGCCAGCAGUGCCCCAAACAGCCCCAUGGCACUUCUCAACCUGGGAUCCAACAAAGAGGAGAUUGAUGAUGUAAUUGAUGACAUCAUUAGCCUUGAAUCCAGCUUCAAUGAUGACAUCAUGUCACUGAUAGACUCCGGAUUACAACUUCCAAAUACACUGCCAGGCAACCUGCUGGAAGUCUACAACAGUCCCGGCAUAACAACCCCUGCUGUCACUGUUAGCAAUUCCUGCCCUGCAGAUCUGCCCAAGAUCAAAACAGAAUUAUCCGAUGCCGAAACCAAGGCUGUCCUGAAGGAGAGGCAGAAGAAAGACAACCAUAACCUCAUUGAAAGAAGGAGAAGGUUUAACAUAAAUGACAGGAUAAAGGAACUGGGAGCACUUAUUCCCAAGUCCAAUGACCCGGAGACACGCUGGAAUAAGGGCACCAUUCUGAAGGCAUCUGUGGACUACAUACGCAAACUGCAGAAAGAGCAGCAGAGAGCCAAAGACAUGGAGCAGAAACAGAAGAAACUGGAGCACGCCAACCACACCCUCCUGAUGCGCAUUCAGGAGUUAGAGAUGCAGGCCCGGCUCCAUGGUCUCUCCACGCCCAUGUCGCCAGGCCUCGGUUCAGACAACGCCUUCCUUCAGCAGCAGACACUGGCCAGCCAGACCCUGCCGAGCGCCCCCACGCAUCUCCAUGGCCGUGCCACCCUGAGCUUGGAUGGGGCUCUGGGACAGACCGUCCCUUCCACCUUCCUGUCCCCACCAGCCUCAGGCUCUCCCUCUGGAACUGGCGUGGAAGGCCCUCUGGACCUGGGCACGUUGACCUUCAGCGAGUUGGACGACCCUGGUGCCUCUGCCAUGUACACGGACGUUAUCCUGGGCGACAUGCUCAUGGAGGAGGGCUGCACGCUAUCCCUCACAAGGCUGGCCGACCCGGUCCUGUCCUCAGCCUCUCCGGAGGCCUCGAAGGCCAGUAGCUGCCGGAGCAGCUUAAGCAUGGAGGAGGACUUGUGACAGGGUGACGUGGUGGGGGCGUAGUCAGGACUUUGGAGGUUGAAUGUGGAGCUCGCCCCAGUUUUCAGCAGCAAAUGCUGACUUGUUCUCCCUUGGUGUCUAGUGAAAUGCAAACUGAUACUUGUUCUUUCAACUUGUGAGCAGUUAUGUGGUUACUCGCCGCAAAAUUAACUCUAAGCAGUCAGGUAUUGCAGCCAUUUUUAUGAAUUGUUUAAAGAACUUUAAAAAAAUGCCUCUGCUAAAAUUGGCGUAUAUUUAUUUGAUUUGUAGACAAUAUUGAGAGCAGUUAAAUGUAUGUAAGUAUUGACAUCUCCCCUAUAUUCAAAAUGUGUGCGUGCGUGUUUUAGAUGAUUGGACUGGGAAAUGAGAAGUGGAUCACUCCAAGAGUUCAGUUGUUGUUUAUACCAAAGGGAGUUUUUGCAGCUAAAUAUUGUUCUAGUGACCGAUGCAGAGUGAUCCAGUAAUGCAAAGCUAAUAAUGAUUAAGCUUUUAUGAGAAAUAGAUUAAAUGCUAAUUUAGGUCAGAUGCUUGUUUGUUCAGAAAGUUCAGCAUAUCCCAUCAUUAGUACAGUUUAAAUAAUUCUCUCAGUGGACUUGGAACUCCCGUGAACGGUUACAUUAUCAUGUUCUUGUUAGCUUACAGGGAAAUAUAUGCACAAUAGCCUGUUUCCAACUUCAUAAAACAGAUUCUUCAUUCUAUGCAUUGCAGCGAUUUUCUAAUUAAAGUCUGAUUUCUCAUGCAUCACAGACAGCUUUUUCCGUUGUGUCUGCUUUAGAACCUACCUCUGGCUAGAGUGCUUGUACCAGCAGUCAGUAGGAAUAAUUCAGUCUUUGAGACUUUAUUGGGAUGAAUACUGACCGUUUGAGGCAAGCUGUUCCUCUCUGGACACCCAGCAGUAAGCCAUACCCAUGCUUGUGCCUUUUAGUCAUGAUCAGGAAUAUCAUUGGCUACAUUUAUGGAUAAACAAACAGAAAACGUACAUUUAUGGGGGGAAAAAAGUACAAAAGUGUAUGUGUACUUUGUACAGAUAGUUACAUUUAUGAUUGUAGAAUGUUUAUAAUGUUUGUAAAAUGGAUUUGAUCUGCAUAGACUUGAACCCUGUGAUAUUAAUUUCAUUUUUGUAUUUUCUAAUGUCUGAGGCACAGAAUGGGAGUAGCUCUUGCACUGCCCAGCAGGAAGUUGUGUUUUCUAGCAGUAGCACUGUAUGCUUGUAUAGCUCGGACUGGUUUUCUCACUACUCCAGUUAACAUCUCCCCAGGCGGUGCGCCUCUUUGGUUAACUUCUAAUCAAUGCAAUCUGUACAUUUGUGUUGCAAAUUGCAGCUCACUAUACAAUAGAGGCGUGACGUGCCCUGCAUCGCCAUGGCUUCUAGAAACGUUGAUUAUGAUCAUAACAGUAAUAUAUUGAAAUUAUGCUUUGCUGCAGUGUAAACCUGUCUUGUAUUGGAGAAAUGAAAGGGAUUUUUUUUUUUUGUAUUCUUUGAUUAUUUAGAAUGUGUAUUUUACACAUUUUAAAUUUAGAAAGGAGUAUAUUUUAAAACUUGUUUUUGGUGGGUUGGGACCGACAAAGUAAUACUAUAGAUUACAAUAAAAAUGAUUUGUUUUUA